AGUGUAUAAAUGCUAUUCUAAUCUAAGCAUAAUCAUAUAACAAAGCAUCACUUUUUCUGCAGCACCUAGAAAACUCCCAAGUGGGCGUUAAUAUUAUUAUUAUUAACUGCAUGAAGACAAACAGUGACAUAUGCAGUGCCUACCUCCACAUGUUAUUUAUUCCAAAAACAGAGGAGCAGCUUACUUUCUAUUGCAACUGCAAAGUGAUAACUGACUCGGACAAGCUUUUCUUCUCCAAAGUGCCGCAUCAACCACUGACCUGAUGGAGGACUUUAACAAGUUAGUUGAAGCAGAAGCAGCAAAUAUACAAAGACAAGGAGAAGAUGAGGAAGAACGAGACCCCGAGAGCAACACGCUCCAUCAGCCCCUGCUCAAAAGAAACCGAACGCUUUCUUCAAGUCCACUCGCCAUAGUUGGAGCCAAGGUUUCUCACAUUGAAAGCUUGGACUACGAGAUAAAUGAAAAUGAUCUGUUUAAACAAGACUGGAGAAGCAGAUCAAAAACCGAAGUAUUGCAGUAUAUCUUCUUGAAAUGGUUGCUGGCCUUCCUAGUUGGGCUUCUGACAGGACUCAUAGCCACUCUCAUCAAUCUUGCAGUUGAAAACAUUGCAGGAUACAAACUUCUUGCCGUGGUUAAAUACAUCGAGCAGAAAAGAUACCUCAUGGGCUUCAUAUAUAUGGCUGGAGCAAAUUUUCUUCUAACACUGGUAGCUGCGGUUCUCUGUGUUUGUUUUGCACCUACAGCAGCUGGCCCUGGAAUUCCUGAAAUUAAAGCUUAUCUGAAUGGAGUUGACACCCCCAACAUGUUUGGCGCAACAACAUUGAUAGUAAAGAUCAUUGGAAGUAUUGGAGCUGUUUCUGCUGGCUUAGAUCUCGGAAAAGAAGGGCCACUGGUGCACAUUGGCAGUUGCAUUGCAUCCCUAUUAGGCCAAGGUGGGCCAGAUAAUUACCGCAUUAGAUGGCGCUGGCUACGAUACUUCAACAAUGACAGGGACCGGAGAGAUCUAAUCACCUGUGGUUCCUCAUCUGGAGUCUGUGCUGCCUUCCGAUCCCCAGUUGGUGGUGUCCUCUUUGCUCUUGAGGAGGUGGCAACAUGGUGGAGAAGUGCUCUCCUUUGGAGAACUUUUUUCAGUACAGCAGUAGUGGUCGUAGUGCUUAGGGCCUUUAUGGAAUACUGCAAAUCUGGCAACUGCGGACUGUUUGGAAAAGGAGGCUUAAUCAUGUUUGACGUCAGCGGUGUUUCUGUGAGAUACCAUGCUGAGGACAUUAUACCUGUUGCAGUAAUAGGAGUCCUUGGAGGAGUUUUGGGAAGCCUUUACAACCACUUCCUCCACAAGGUCCUCAAAGUCUACAACAUCAUAAAUGAGAAGGGCAAAUUGCAUAAACUUCUUCUCAGUCUGAGCGUAUCCAUUUUCACAUCUAUAUGCAUGUAUGGACUUCCUUUCCUUGUCAAGUGCCGACCUUGUGACGCCUCCUCACUGGAGUCUUCCUGUCCCACAACUGGACGUGCAGGAAACUUCAAACAAUUCAACUGCCCGAAAGGAUACUACAACGACCUAGCCACUCUUCUCAUUGCAACCAAUGAUAAUGCUGUUCGAAAUAUUUUCUCCAUAAACACUCCAACAGAAUUCCAUAUAUUUUCUCUUACUAUCUUCUUUGCACUAUAUUGCAUAUUAGGACUCAUUACCUUUGGCAUUGCCGUUCCAUCCGGCCUCUUCCUCCCUAUCAUUCUCAUGGGUUCAGCUUAUGGUCGAAUGCUCGGUAUUGCCAUGGGACCAUAUACAAAAAUUGAUCAGGGCCUCUAUGCCGUUCUUGGGGCCGCCUCACUUAUGGCUGGUUCCAUGAGAAUGACUGUUUCCCUCUGUGUCAUAUUUCUUGAGCUUACCAACAACCUUCUCUUGCUACCCAUUACAAUGCUAGUUCUUUUAAUUGCUAAAACAGUAGGAGACUGCUUCAACCCAAGCAUCUAUGAUAUAAUACUGGAACUAAAAGGACUGCCUUUCUUGGAUGCACAUCCUGAGCCAUGGAUGAGGAAUAUCACAGUAGGUGAGCUUGCUGAUGUCAAGCCACCAGUUGUUACACUUAGUGGAAUUGAGAAGGUGAGUCAUAUUGUAGAAGUCCUGAAAAAUACCACACAUAAUGGUUUCCCAGUUGUAGAUGCAGGAGUGAUACCACCAAUGGGUUCACCAAAUGGGGCAACUGAAUUGCAUGGGCUGGUCCUCAGAGCUCAUCUUAUUUUAGUGCUGAAGAAAAAGUGGUUCCUGCAAGAAAAACGAAGAACGCAGGAGUGGGAAGUGAGAGAGAAAUUUACCUCCAUUGAUUUGGCUGAAAGGGGAGGUAAGAUUGAAGAGGUAACAGUGACCAAGGAUGAAAUGGAGAUGUAUGUUGAUUUACAUCCCUUAAGCAAUACAACCCCAUAUACUGUGGUUGAAAGCAUGUCAGUGGCAAAGGCAAUGGUACUCUUUAGACAAGUGGGACUCCGUCACAUGCUCAUCCUACCCAAAUAUCAAGCAGCUGGGGUGUAUCCUGUGGUGGGCAUAUUGACAAGGCAGGACUUGAGAGCCCACAACAUUUUGAGUGCCUUACCGCAACUGAAAAAGUCCAAUGGAAGCAAAAAGGGGCAUUAAUCUUCCAACCCGAGACAGCUUACUGUCACUUUCAAUCAUCACAUUCUUCUUUAAGUAUUAAUUCCUAAUUUUGUUGAAGAAUUCAUUCUUUCUCCAGAUUCACAAGUAUAAAGUAUACAAAGAUAUGUAGAUUGUUUGUCGCCA
Sesamum indicum (sesame) is the source of this 2770-nucleotide messenger RNA. Its product is annotated as chloride channel protein CLC-b-like. Gene Ontology annotation, cellular component: plant-type vacuole membrane; intracellular membrane-bounded organelle. Gene Ontology annotation, molecular function: nitrate:proton symporter activity; voltage-gated chloride channel activity. The record is from RefSeq and is a predicted model, not a curated record. Gene Ontology annotation, biological process: transmembrane transport; chloride transport. NCBI's taxonomy places the organism in Eukaryota, Viridiplantae, Streptophyta, Magnoliopsida, Lamiales, Pedaliaceae.